Messenger RNA from Tetranychus urticae (two-spotted spider mite), 1610 nucleotides. RefSeq names its product ribosomal protein S6 (gene RpS6). Lineage: Eukaryota; Metazoa; Arthropoda; Arachnida; Trombidiformes; Tetranychidae. Gene Ontology annotation, molecular function: structural constituent of ribosome. The record is from RefSeq and is a predicted model, not a curated record. Gene Ontology annotation, cellular component: ribosome. Gene Ontology annotation, biological process: translation.
UGAGUUUCCGUUUCCUUUAAUCGCGUUGUUUUAUACAGAUAUUUCUCAUGUUUGGCUUAAUCUUGUGAAAAACCUUUAGUUUAAUCUAAUUUAAUUUUGUUAUUGUAUGAAUUUGAUUGAUUAAUUUAGGAAAAUCUAACCAUGAAGCUUAACAUUUCUUAUCCGGCAACUGGUUGCCAAAAAUUGAUUGAUAUCGAUGAUGAGAUGAAAACUAGGAUUUUCUAUGAAAAGCGUAUGGGUCAAGAAGUUGAUGCUUCAACGCUUGGACCAGAAUGGAAAGGCUACAUCUUGAAAGUUAGUGGUGGUAACGACAAACAAGGUUUCCCAAUGAAACAAGGAGUUCUCACAAACCAACGUGUUAGAUUACUUUUAGCUAAAGGUCAUUCUUGUUAUCGACCACGAAGGACAGGUGAAAGGAAACGAAAGUCUGUCCGAGGGUGCAUUGUCGAUAGCAACUUGAGUGUUCUUGCUUGUGUUAUUGUUCAAAAGGGUGAACAAGAGAUUGAAGGAUUGACCGACAAGACAAUCCCACGUCGCCUGGGUCCUAAGCGAGCUAACAAAAUUCGAAAACUUUUUAACCUUGGAAAAGAAGAUGAUGUUCGUCAAUAUGUUGUUCGAAGACCGCUUCCUGAAAAAGCAGGAAAGAAACCUCAAACUGCUGCCCCUAAAAUCCAAAGGUUAAUCACUCCUCAGAGACUUCAGCGUAAACGCAGAUUGAUCGCUCUUAAGAGAAACCGAGCAGUCAAACAAAGGGAGCUUCAAGCUGAAUACCAGAAAAUCUUGACUCAACGUAUGAAGGAAGCUCGACUCAGAAAAGAAGAAAUCAGACGCCGUCGAUCCUCAGCAUCUUCAGGAGGACUUUCAUCUAGACAAGUAUCUGUGAGCCAAGCUCCUCCAACCAAGGGUGCCGUCAAGGCAGCAACCAAAUUGGUCGCUAAAGCUAAGGCUACUGCUGCUUCCGCCGCCAAGCCAGCAGCUAAAAAAGCUACUGGAAAGGCUGCAGCACCAGUAAAGAGUGUUGCCGGUAAGCCCGCUGUUGCCUCUAAAACAGUUAAAGGUAAAACUGUUGCUGCUAAAGCUGCUCCAGCUAAGCCUGCUAAAGCUAGCGGUAAAUCUUCCGCUAAAGACGCUAAAUCAUCCAAGACUACUGCUAAAACUGCAGCACCUCAAGGUAAAGCUGGUGCUAAAACCGGAAAGCAACCUGCUAAAGCCACAGGUAAACCCCAACAGAAAACUUUAACUAAGACCUCUGGUAAACCAACUGGAUCUAAAACAGCAACCAAGCCAGCCGCAAAGUCUACAACAAAGCCAGCAGCAGCCAAACCUGCAACUGGUAAAGCCCCAGCACCCGCAAAGACCUCUAAACCCACUGGCAAAGCUCCUGCUCAAACUAAACCAGCAGCAAAAUCCGGACCUAAAUCUACCGCAAGCAAACCCGCACCAGCAAAACCCGCAGGAAGUAAACCAGCACCAAAAGGAGCUACUGGUGGUAAAGCCGCCGUUGCUAAAGCAGCAGAGGCAAGAAAAACAAAGCCUACUAAGCCAUCUAAAUAAUUUAAUAAAUUUAGCUAAUUUGAUUUAAAUAAAGGGAAACUGUUUUUUGUCCAUCA